UUGUUGACCUCUCCAUUACUAAUACUUCUACUACACCUUUAUCUGAUUCCGAUUUUAAUAACUCUUCUUCUGAUACAAUUCCCUUACGCUUAAGCAAACAAAUAACAGGUGAUGAAGAGUUUAUGAUAGAAUUGGAAUUAAAUAAAGGUAGUAAUAUGCGAUGUUAUACUUAUGACGAGGGAGUUUCGAAUUUACCAAGUGAUUUAGUAGUUCAGGAUAAUACCUUAAAGAGAGGUUUAACAAGUGUUGAAGCUUUAGAAAAAUUGGUUUCAGUAACCAAUAAAAUUUUAGCUGAACAUAAAAAACCUGCUUUAACAAGGAAAU
Molecule: messenger RNA, 324 nt
Organism: Dentiscutata erythropus
Lineage: Eukaryota; Fungi; Glomeromycota; Glomeromycetes; Diversisporales; Gigasporaceae
Source: the annotation of a GenBank genome assembly